Messenger RNA from Adineta ricciae, 1221 nucleotides. Lineage: Eukaryota; Metazoa; Rotifera; Eurotatoria; Adinetida; Adinetidae. The record is from the annotation of a GenBank genome assembly.
AUGAAAUAUUUUUCUUUCGUGUUACACGUGGGUCACCAUCAGCAAUCACAUAAAAUAGUCACACAAAUUCAACCUGGUCCAAGAUCAGUCACGCCGAAUAUAGAUAAACCAUGGACGCCAAAUUCAUUCAGCGAUCUGCUCAACGAGCGAGAGUCGAAACCGGAUAAAGCAAAACGGUCGAUAGGGGCUUGGUUAAAGGAACAUGCCUGUUGUUGCUGUAUUGUCACAACGAUUAUCUUGCUUUUGUUGAUUGCUGCAUUAAUCGUGGGUCUGGUCGUCGGAUUGAAGAAAUCAGAUGGCACUUCAGCAGCGGCAGCAACAAUUAAUUACAAUACUACAACAAGUACAUCUACUACUUCCACGUCGGCCACCACAACAACAGUUACAACCACUACCACUAGCACAGCUAGUACUUCGACAACAUCAAGCACUUCAAGCACCUCAACUAGUACAACAUCGACGUCGACGGCGACAACUAGCACAACUUCUACCAAUACUCUUUCGACUACUACGACCACUGCGACAACUUCUACGACAACAUCCACAGCCACUACAACAACCACAAGUACCGCAACGACUACUUCAACUUCUGCGACGACCACAUCAACUUCGGCUACAACAAGUACCGCCACAACAACGUCAACUUCCGCAACGACAAGUACUGCAACGACUACCACUAGUACCGCAACGACAACCUCAACUUCGGCCACAACAACAACAACUACUACUACGAAACCUGUUUGUACAACUCAAGUAACAUUCGAUGAUAUUUCUGGUCAAUCAUCAUCAUCUGGCACUGUUCCAAACGGGUAUAAAAAUCUUAACUGGGUCAAUACUGUGUACAUAAAUGCAUCAUCAGCACCAAUAGGUGGCCUGCGAUCUAUAGUUCCUGCCUCAUCCUACGUCGCUUACAAUCCAGGAGGCAGUAAUAUAACAAUAUCAUCGGCUAAUGGUUCAAGUUUUUCAUUUGAUUCCAUCACUUGGACUUCUGCUUGGCGAAGUGGUCUCAAUAUAUCGAUCGCAUUGUUCCGACUGGGUUCUUUCAGAUUGGGUACUUCCCGCGCUGUAUUUGCAGCUAACUCAACACUAUUUCAAUGUACUGUUUGUACAAAUAUAGACACGAUUGUCUUGUCCGCGGGCAGUGGAACUCCAUACUCUGGAUUAUCUCAAAAUGGAACGGAAAUGGUAAUUGAUAAUCUAUGUGUUUCAUUUGGAUAUUAA